Brachypodium distachyon (stiff brome) is the source of this 2597-nucleotide messenger RNA. Its product is annotated as putative CCA tRNA nucleotidyltransferase 2. NCBI's taxonomy places the organism in Eukaryota, Viridiplantae, Streptophyta, Magnoliopsida, Poales, Poaceae. The transcript has 15 exons. Gene Ontology annotation, molecular function: RNA binding; ATP:3'-cytidine-cytidine-tRNA adenylyltransferase activity. Gene Ontology annotation, biological process: tRNA 3'-terminal CCA addition. Bases 454 to 2280 code for a protein of 608 amino acids. The record is from RefSeq and is a predicted model, not a curated record.
UGCAGAACGCAGACAGUCCUUCGUCUCCCCUCCCGAUCCUCUCUGUCCAUGCCCCCUACCGCCUCUCCCUCGUCUCCGGCCUCUCCGCCGCCAGUCUCGUCCCCAACUGCCUGGGGACUCCUGAUCCCGCCUGCCGCUCCCCUUUCAGCUUCCCGAUCCCGAUCCCGCCCCAGGAAUCGUCGGCGCUGGACCUCCGGCGAGGUGGAGAUCGACGGAGUAGGACGGGGAGGAGGCCUACGGCGAGACAGGGGCUGCUGUGCCGGCGACGGUGACGGGCUUUUUUUCGGCCUACCGGGCCAACCGUGCCCGGGCCGGCGGGACCGGGCUCAUGUGCCGUGCCUGGGCCGGGGGUUGGCCUUAGCGGGCCGGCACGGCCCGUUUAAAAGUUAGCGCAGCCGAAGGGGCGGCGGCGCACGCCGCACGGCUUAGGAAUGCCUCCACCACAGCACCGGGAUGCAAAACCGCCGCAUGUCUCUUCGCCUCCUCCUCCUCCCACCUCGCAGCGGCAUCCUCCUCCAUCUCCUCUCCCCUCUCCGCCGCCGCCUCCCGGCACCUCUUCGGACAGCUGCCGCCGUAGGCGUCCCACCUAGAACCUCCAGCUUCCUCGCUCUCCCCACCAUCCGCGCCUUCACCGGCCCCCCGGGCAUGGCGUUGGCUGGGGCGCCGCAGCGGUGCGUGGAGGUCAGGGAGAGUGUGGAGCUGACGGAGGAGGAGGAGAGGAUCUUCCGUCGGCUGCUCGACGUCGUCGCCCACUUCGGCCUCGGCACCCAGCUCCGCGUCGCCGGGGGAUGGGUCAGGGACAAGCUGUUGGGGAAGGACUCUGCUGAUAUUGACAUCGCACUUGAUAAUAUGACGGGCCAAAAUUUCUGCGAGAAAGUAAAUGAGUACUCCGAGUUGAUGGGUGAGGAGCAAAAAGGAAUUGGUGUUAUCCAGUGCAACCCUGAUCAAUCCAAGCAUUUGGAAACUGCAAGAAUGCUCAUAUAUGAUAUCUGGAUUGAUUUUGUCAACUUGAGGUCCGAAAAGUAUGCUGAAAACAGUCGUAUUCCUACCGUGGAGAUCGGUACAGCCAAAGAAGAUGCAUUACGCAGGGACCUAACAAUUAAUAGCUUAUUCUUUAACAUCAACACUAAAUCAGUGGAAGAUUUAACUGGAAGAGGUCUUGAAGAUCUGAAAAAGGGCCUCAUUGUUACUCCUUUACCGGCCAAGUCAACCUUCCUGGAUGACCCCCUCAGGGUUCUUCGAGCAAUUCGGUUUGCUGCCAGAUUCAGCUUUACAUUAGCUGAAGAGUUGAAAGAAGCCGCAUCUGAUGAAAAGGUGAAGUCUGAACUUGGUACAAAGAUCAGCCGAGAACGCGUUGGUCACGAGGUAGACCUCAUGAUGUCAGACAAACACCCUGUCAAUGCAAUGUGUUAUAUCCGUGAUUUAGGAUUAUUUUAUGUUGUUUUUGCUUUUCCUGAGAAACUCGACCCUCCAGUUCUUGACAAACAUGAUUGGCUUUGUGUUUCACAUAUUGAAGUAGCGUGGAAUCUUGCACGUUCUAUUGGCCGCUCAGUGUUCAGUGGUGGUUCUGAUUCCAAGUCACAGGAUGAACAGCAAAGGCUUUGCCUGUAUAGUGCAUUAUUUACCCCAGUUCGGAAUAUGGUCUACAUGGACAAAAAAUCAAAGAAGGUUCCCGUUGUUAGCUAUAUUAUUCGGAACUCUCUAAAGUUGAAAGCUAGUGAUGCUGACACGGUACACAAUCCUGAGCAGAUUGUGAACAUACAUGUUGCAAGUGAAAAGUUUGCCGAAUUAAUUGUUCUCUUUGAGUCAAAUGAAAAUCUGGAAAUUGUUAAAGAGAAGCUGGAUGAUGAAUAUCUCGAGAUACCAACGGACUUAGUAAAACGUGUUUUGGCAGGACUUAUACUUCGUGAAAUUAAAGACUUUUGGCGUGUGGCACUUUUUAUCUCAACUCUCAUCCAUCCAGAAGUUGACAAGCCCAGUGGUUCCCUCAGCCAGCAGGAUGAGCUACAUCUAAGGAAGGAGAAAUACAUCAGUGUUGAGCGUUCAAUAACUGAGCUUGGUCUCGACAGUGUGUGGAAAAUGAAGCCGUUGCUAGACGGGAAGGCCAUCAUGGGGACCAUGCAGGUCAAGUCAGGAGGUCCCUUGAUUGGGAAAUGGCAACAAAGGCUGGUGAAGUGGCAGCUCGCGCAUCCGGAAGGGACCGUGGAGGAGUGCAUGGAGUGGAUGAAGCAAUCACAGCAGUCGAAACGUCAGAAAGUAGAAUGCGGCUCCGGCUCCUGAGGAUCAUCCGACAUUAGGAGCAUAGGCAGUCCUGAGAAUUCAGCUAAGGUAACACAACACAGGCUUUCCAUGGCACCAGUCCGCUUGGUCGCCGUGGUAGAGCCCCAAGCUGACAUAACAAGCCGUCUGUGGUAAAAUUUGUCUUUCAUGCUUGGUAGGCACCUUGAUCCUGACCAGCUUUGUGGGACUGUAGUGUCUCUUACCCUGAAGAGAAAGAUACUCCGAUAUGUUUUUUGGGGGUCCUUUUGAGGGGUCGAACUGGCAUGUAUUUUAGUUGGCUUGUUUAAAUUAAAAAAAAUGCAGCUAAUUUGACCUGA